Sabethes cyaneus is the source of this 1216-nucleotide messenger RNA. RefSeq names its product regucalcin-like. Gene Ontology annotation, molecular function: enzyme regulator activity; gluconolactonase activity; calcium ion binding. The coding region runs from base 215 to 1147 and encodes 310 amino acids. Lineage: Eukaryota; Metazoa; Arthropoda; Insecta; Diptera; Culicidae. The record is from RefSeq and is a predicted model, not a curated record. The transcript is spliced from 4 exons. Gene Ontology annotation, biological process: L-ascorbic acid biosynthetic process.
AAAUAAGACAAAAAACAAGUCACUGUCAAAUUUAGAUUGGGUGAAGUGUUUUUUAAAGGAGGAAUCUUUCCUGCUUAUCGCAAACCCGUAGCAAAGGUUAUAUUCAAUAGAUUUAAUGGGAAGUAAAGUGAAAUUAAGCAAUAUAAAGCCGGUCGUAAAAUCAUAUGCGUGAAUGCCCGUUUGGCCGUGACAGUGAGUGGUUUAAAUUCUGAACAUGGCAGCCGAAUUCAGCGUUGAGCAGCUUCCGAGCCCAUUGCUGCCGCUCGGAGAAGGUCCCGUUUGGGACGUCGACACCCAAAGUCUUUUCUACUGCGACAUCAGGGGAGCAGCGAUUUUACGCUAUGACUAUGCCGAAAACAAAACCUACAGUGCCACAAUUGAUGGAGUAUCUCCUGUAUCGCCCAUCAUUCUUGUCAAGGGGAAACCGGAUCAGUUCGUGCUUGGAACUGGUAACACUUUGGUUUUGGUUCGGUGGGAUGGAUGUUCGGAAAAAGCUACCUUACUGAAAACCGUAGGUGAUUUGGGCGAAUGCGAAAAGCAUGUUCGCUUCAACGACGGCAAAGUCGACCCCAAGGGGCGUCUCUAUGUCGGAACCAUGCGCAUCGAAGCGUUGGGCGAUGUCCUCGAUCAAACCGAAGGAAAGUUCUACCGAUUCGAGGGGAAAGUUGGUGGCAAGUUCUUCGAACUGAAGAGGAACGUAACUGUUUCCAAUGGUUUGACUUGGGUGGAGCAGACUGGUAAAUUUUACUAUGCAGACUCCGGUACACGGGAUAUCAAAGAGUAUGAUGUUCUGGAAAAUGGAGAUUUACAGAACGAAACCGUUCUGUACGAUUUGAAGGUGGACGGAAAGAAUCCGGACUUUGUUGCCGAUGGAAUGACCAGCGAUGCCGAAGGAAAUUUGUACGUAGCUACCUGGGGAGGUUCGAAGCUGCUGAAACUUAAUCCACGGACCAAAAAAAUUGAACUGGAAAUACCAAUUCCCGCCAAACAAGUAACGUCGGCUGCUUUCGGAGGACCGGACAUGGAUGAGUUGUUUGUGACCACUGCCCACACUAGCGACCAGGAUCCACCGGCCGGUGCAUUGUUCAAAGUUACUGGACUUGGCGUGAAGGGACCCGAAAUGUACAAAAUGAUACUUACUGAAUAAGUCAAACAGAUUCCUAUACCGAUGCGAGUGAACGUAUACGAUUUAUAAUUUUUUCGAAUUUGAAAAUAU